Molecule: messenger RNA, 4433 nt
Organism: Drosophila grimshawi
Lineage: Eukaryota; Metazoa; Arthropoda; Insecta; Diptera; Drosophilidae
Gene: Crtc
Product: myb-like protein I
Exons: 2
Coding region: 272-2938 (888 amino acids)
Biological process (GO): protein homotetramerization; positive regulation of transcription by RNA polymerase II
Cellular component (GO): cytoplasm; nucleus
Molecular function (GO): cAMP response element binding protein binding
Source: RefSeq, a predicted model, not a curated record
AUAUAAUACACACUUAUUUUAAUUAAGAAACAACAACACAACAACAACAAACCCAACGACAUUUUUGCACAGCCAAUCGUCCAAUUGGAGUUUGGCACACAGAGAGAGCAAAAGAGAGCGCUUAACGUGCCAGAGAGAGAGAGAGCGUAGCCGUGCGUGCGUGGGAGCGAGAGAGCAACUGAUUCUGUUGUUAAAGCGCGCAACUUGACAAGUAGACUAAACGCAGCCAGGAACAGAAACAGCGAAAACAGCAAAAACAACAACCCCAAAGAUGGCCAAUCCUCGCAAGUUUAGCGAGAAGAUUGCGCUGCAGAAGCAGAAGCAGGCGGAGGGCACCGCCGAAUUCGAGCGGAUCAUGAAGGAGGUGCAUGCCACAAAAAUGGAUGAGACGCAAGUGAAUCAAAAGAUACUCGAAUGCUGUCUGAGCGGAGCGGAGAACACAAAUGCCACGAGUGCAGCACAAGGAGCGGGUGGAGGAACAGGAGCUGGCAAUGGCACCGGGGGUGGCAGUGGAAAUGGGAGCGGUGCCAGCGGUGGCGCCUCACCCGAUGGCAUUGCGGGUGGAGGCGGUGGUGGUGGUGGUGGGGGUGGAUCACCCACAGCCUAUCGAGAGUCACGUGGACGCAGUGUGGGAGUUGGACCCAUGAGAAGACCCUCGGAACGGAAGCAGGAUUGUUCGCCCUAUGGUGGCAAUAGUGCAGCUGGAGCUCUCGUCAAUGCCAUGGGUCUGCCCAACAGCAACAUUAUCAGCGGCAGCAACAGCAUUAGCAGCAACAACAUAAGCACCAACAACAACAGCAGCAGCAACAACAACAACAACAAUGGCACACAACAACAACAACAGAACCUCUAUUUGAGUCCACCCAUGGACACGAAUUGGCGACGCUCCAAUUCGGAUUCGGCGCUGCACCAGAGCCUCAAUAUGGCGGUGGCCGCGGAGGCGGGCGGCUUUGCCACCGACAUGAACUCGCUGCACGCCAACUACACACAACAACAGCAGCAGCAACAGUCGCAGCAGCAGCAGCAACAGUCGCACAGUCAACGAUCUCAUUCUCCGCAUCCAAUUGGACGCAGUUUCAGUCCGCAGGCGCAGAGAAGAAAAUCGCCAAUGUUGCCACAUCAGGUGCAACUGCAACAGUUGCAACAGCAUCAGCACAAUAUGCAGCAGCAGCUGCAAGCACAACAGCAACAGCAACAGCUGCAUCAGCAGCAGCAGCAACAACAACAACUGCAACAACACCAACAGCAGCAGCAGCACCAACAGCAGCAGCAGCAACAACAACCAACGCCAUACACCGCCAAAUUUGCAAACUCUUUGUUCCGGCCGCUGCAGGAGCAGGCCAGCUACGCCAAUACUGGCUCCCUGCCCAAUCUCACCGCACUGCAACACUACGCACCAACACCCCAGCAACAACAGCAGCAACAGUUGCAACAGCAACAACAUCAGACGCUAUCGCCGGUGAUGUCGCCGCACAAUCAGCGACGGGAUCGGGAUCAGUCGCCCAGUCCGUUUAGUCCGGCGGGUCCGCCCGGUUCGCCCUACCAUCAGCAGCAACACUCACCAACAGCAACCUCCGUCAACAGCAGCUCGACGACCGUUCAGGCGCCGAGCAGUUCGCCGCACUUGUCGUUCAGUCCAUUGCCCACGUUGGGCGCCAAUCGCAACAACAACAGCAGCAACAAUGGCCACACCACAACAGCAACAGCAGCAGCAUCAACAACAACAACUGGAGCAGCAGCUGUGGCCAGUGGCAAUCUAACCGACUAUCGCCAGCCAGCCCAUCCCUCGAGUCCGCGCUCCUCGCCCGGCCUGCUCACCAGUGUGUCGGGGAGUGAACAGCUGCACACUAGUGCACCGGCGAGUCCCAUCCGUAUCCAGCAGCAACAGCAACUUCCGAGUGCCUUUGAUGCAUCGUAUAACAGUCUGAAUCCCUCGUUUCACAAUAACUUUGAGAACUUCUCGCUGGGCGAUAGCAAUUCAUCGCCGGAGCAACAGAGUUUUGCCAAUAAUUUUGUCGCUUUGGACUUUGAUGAUUUGGGCGGCGGCGGAGGUGGACUGCCGAAUGGCAGUCAAAAUGGUCCCUAUCACAAUCAGGAUGCACAAAACAAACUUCUAGACUUUAACGAACUGAGCGGCAGUCCCGAAACGAGCGCCAACAACAACAAUCUGCGACGCAUCAACAACCAACAGCAACAACACCAGCAACAGCAGCAACAACAGCAACUCCUCAACAAUAAUAGCAAUGGCUCGGGUAAUGCAGCAACGCACAAUGGUGCACCUAGUCUGAAUGGGCCAGUGGGCAACCGGGUCGUUGUCGAGCAGCAUCACAACAACAAUAGCAGCAGCAACAAUGGUGGUGGUUGCGUUGGUGAGACGCUGGUCGCCUCGCCGGUGCCAUCGCCAAUGGGUUGUCCGAGCUCACCGCUGCCCAUACCGAUAUCAUCGGCGCACGCAUCGCCGCAGCAUCAGCAGCAUCAGCAGCAGUUGUCGCUGUCGCUGCACCACUCGCCACACCACUCACCGCUUCAUUCGCCGCACCACUCGAACUCGCCGCUGUCGAGUAGUUCGCCAGUGAGUAACAUGGUCAUGAAUCAUCAUCAGCAACAGCAACCACAAUCCCAUCAUCAUCAUCAUCAGCAGCAGCAGCAACAGCAACCACAUCAUCAUCAUCACCAACACCAUCAACACCACCAUCAGCAGCAGCAUCACCAUCCGGUGGUUCAAUCGCAAAGCCAUACGCCCACCACAGCCAAUAUACCGUCGAUAAUAUUUAGCGAUUACUCCUCGAAUGCGGAUUUCAAUCGGGAGAUCUUCGAUACACUAGAUCUCGACUUGGGUCAAAUGGAUGUGGCGGGGUUGCAAAUGCUAUCCGAUCAGAAUCCAAUUAUGAUCGCCGAUCCGAACAUUGAGGAUAGUUUUCGUCGCGACCUCAACUGAUACUAUGAGGAGGCUGUUGCGGCCAUCGAGAGCGGCGUCCUGCUCGAGGACACCUACGAGGCGCUGAUGGAGGCCGGCAUUGCUGUCUCCAGCACUCCCAGCAGUAACUCUGCGGAGCAGGAGUCAGCGACUGCAGCAGCAGCAGCAGCACAAGCAGCAGCAAUUGCUGCUGCCGAAAAGGAUAAAAAGGAUUUGGAGGUGAUUGAGCUGCUUGUGCCUGGUGUUAUGGAUGAUCUGGUCGAAUCCACCGACUUGGAUGAGGAAGUGCGCAAGUUUUUCUACUAAGUCUAAGUCUAAGUCAAUGCCAAGCUAACGAUAAUGAUAACGAUAACGAUGACCAUGACUCCCAUCCAAGAUGGCAGCCCUCGCCUUCUCCCCGUGCCUGUCCCCACUCCUUGCAGCCGCUGUCCCACGCCUUCUCCCUGUUUCCGUCUUAACCCUUAUGUGCUUUGUGUAGCUAGCUCGUAAACAAAAAUUAAAAAGAAAAAAAAAAAGAAAAACCUUAGGUGUUAAGUGUACUUUGAAAGUCAUUUUGUGUGCCCCCCAAAGCAUAUCUCUACCCUCCCCUCCAAAUUCACUCCUACUCCUUCGCACAGAGACCCUCCCUCCAGGCAGAGAAACCGUUAACCGUUAACCGUUAAGCGUUAACCUACGAUAUACAUAUAUAUUUUACAGCGAGUCUCAGAUUUUACUUAACUACGCACAUAAGUCACGAAAAUACCUACUACAAACUACUUUACUAUAAAUAUGUAACGCUACUUUCUGUAUAUAACAAUUAUAUACAUGCACAUGUAUAUGUAUUUAUUUAUAUUAUGGAAAAGGAUUAAAACCAAAAAGUGUCUUAGACCUACGACCAAAUUAUUGUACACGUUCUCUAAAAAGAUAAACAACAAAACAUAAAUAAAAUAAAAACAAAUGAAAUUCCUGUAAAAUAAACCUACAAUUUACCAACUAUUUAUAACAGAUAAUAAUGCCAUGAAAAGGCACUCACACCCCCACCCCCUCUCGCCUCCCCCCGCUCCCGCACAACACUCCCAACAUAGCAAACAGUUAUAUUAUCACCCUUACGUGCCGUCGAAGCAAUUACUAGUAUUUAAGAUCCGCUGACCGUUAUAGUUAACCGAUAUCUCGAUACCGACCCUUCUUCCUCUGAUGUAAAAGAAAUAUAAAAACUUUAUUCGUUUUAAAUUCAAAAAGCGUGUUUCUUAGCACCUUUCGAAUACCCAUUGCCAGAAUAGAAGAGAAAAAUAUACUAAGAAAAAAGAAAACAAAUCCGAUUCAAUUUUUCGCUCGCCCAAAAUACGCAGUAUCACAAAUCUAGCUAAAUAUAUAGUUUAUAUUUGGCCAGCUAGCAGAGGCGCCUCAGACUGUUGCAGGUCCGAUAAGUUGAGAUGCUUCCACUAGCUCUUGGGAUACCUAAGGAUGCUGCAGCAGAAUGAUUCGCUCUGCUUACGACAAACUGAACGAAAUUAAAAAUGAAAAACAAAAACAAAAA